Heteronotia binoei (common prickly gecko) is the source of this 2083-nucleotide messenger RNA. It is a transcript of the gene ITPRIPL2, whose product is annotated as ITPRIP like 2. Lineage: Eukaryota; Metazoa; Chordata; Lepidosauria; Squamata; Gekkonidae. The record is from RefSeq and is a predicted model, not a curated record. The coding region runs from base 1 to 1413 and encodes 470 amino acids. The transcript has a single exon.
AUGACCGCCUACCGCCUCAACCUGCGCGUCUUCUGGCCGCUGGUGACCUGCGGCUGCACGGCGCUGCUGGGCCUCUGGCCGGCGCUGAGGAUUAAGGCUGGCGCGGCCUGGGAUGGCGCCCCCGCGGCGCUGCUGCGUGGCGCACUGCUGGCGCUGGUGCUGCUGGCCUGCUUGGCGCUGCGCUGCCGCCCUCCCCGUCGCCGCAGCCCGCCGAGCCCGCAACAGGAGAGCCCCGUGGGGGAGCCCCGGGCCGGGCAGGAGCCUCGCCGCCGCCGCCGGGCCCUGCUGGAGGACUUCUACGAGCGCCAACUGCGCCUCUCGCCCCACGUGCUGGGCCACAGCAAAGCGCACGUCAGCCUGGUGGUUGGAGAGCUGGUGCGCGCCGGCAAGGCGGCCGGCCGGCUGGCCCUGCGCGGGGACUUCGUGCAAGUGGGCAGCGCCUACGAGCAACACAAGGUGCGCAGCCCCGACGCCUUCGACGUGCUGGUGCCCCUGCGCCUGCCGCCCGGCCUGGCUGUGCGGGUGGAGCCGCGCUCGGCUGGCAGGCGGGGGGCCUUCGUGUGCGCCCUGCAGGUGGCGGCGCCUGGCGGGCUGAGCGAGGCGCUGUGCGUCGAGGAAGAGGGGGGCGGGCGCCACCUGUCUGCCGCCCUGCUGCUGCGCUGGUUCCAAGGCCACGUGCAGCGCUGCCUGGGCCCCGUGCGCUCCCGCCUGCAAGAGCGCGUCCGGGUCACCCUGGCCGUCGGGCCCGGGCGCCCCCUGGCUCUGCACGUCGUGCCGCGCUCCGACUACGUCUGCUGCCACCUCUCGCUGACCGUCCGCCUCGUCCCGGCUGUCCCCUUUGGAGAGACCCUCUUCCUCACCGCCCGGCCUACUUCCCCGGGCAAGCUGCCUGCCUUCUGGACCCUCGACGUGUCCAAGCUGGAGCAGCGCCUGCUCGCCUGGCUCAAGGAGCAGAGCCCCGCCGACUCCUGCCAUCUUCGGGGCCUGCAGAUCCUCAAGGGCCUACGCGACCUGGGGGGCCGGGAUCUGGAACAACCCCUGGCUUCCCAGUGGGGCCGCGUCCUCUCCUCCUAUGUCCUCAAGACGGCCAUCUUUGUCCUCCUCCUGCGGGGACCCUUGGAGGCCUGGGCCGACCAGUUCUUGGUGGAGAGGCUGGAGGACUUGAUCCUCUUCCUGGCCCAGAGCCUGCGGAGGCGCCUCUUGCGGCACGUCUUCCUGGGCAACCCGGCCCUCCCCGAAGCUGUCAGCCUCCCCAAGUUUGUCAAGGAAGCGGCUCCAGUCAAUCUGCUGGCUGACUUUGAGGGGCCCACCUUAGACAAGGUGGCCGCCCAUCUCCUGAAUACCUGGCAACAUGCGCCUCAAAUCAUCAGCAUGUACAGCGGCCACAGGUACAGGAGGACUCAUCCGGUCUGAAACCGUGGCCUGGACUCUUGGGUACAACUGAAUAGAAGCCCGUAGCUUUAUUUGAAAGAAUAAUGUUCAUAUAUAGAAGAGCUCUCACAUUCACAUAGUUGACCUUCUGUGGGUUUGUUGUACCUGUUCUAAUCUGUUCUUAAUCCUACAUAGUUUACAUAUCAGAAGAGUAGUUUCAAAAAUAUACUCUUUAGAAGAUGAAUGCACUUCUUUGGAGCAAGGAUUACAUGGGAAGAGGCAAUCUUUGUUCUCCCACCCAGGAGGAAAUGCUUCUUCCCAGGUGUGAUUUGUCAUGUGUUGCUUUUGCACUGUUUCCAUCCAUUUGUGUAAAAGUCAAGAAUAGUUCCAAAGGAAGAAAGAGACAUUUGUUUUGCAACUGCAGUAAGCGCAAGAGGCACGCCUUGUUCUCUCUCUCUCUCUCUCUCUCUCUCUCUCAGAGAAUGCCUCUUUUCAGCAGCAGUCCGCCAUAUUUUUAUAAGUUAAAAAUGGAUUUUUGUGGGAAUCCAGUCUCAGGGCAUCUUCCUCGUUGAUCAGAAUGGUUUUUGUCAAUUUAUUUCAUCCAGUUGAUUAACCUGUGGGAAGCUGUGGCCUUAACCAUCAUAAGUUUGUACCUUCAUAUGUGCUUUCUGCUUGGAUAUUUCUUGUCUGAUAAGUGGUCUCAUGAAGGUAU